Molecule: messenger RNA, 735 nt
Organism: Vicia villosa (hairy vetch)
Lineage: Eukaryota; Viridiplantae; Streptophyta; Magnoliopsida; Fabales; Fabaceae
Exons: 4
Coding region: 1-735 (244 amino acids)
Source: RefSeq, a predicted model, not a curated record
AUGCUACGCCGUGUUAGAAAACGUUGGGAACUUCAUGGCAUCCGUCCCAGUUGGAUAGGAGAAGAAAUCUUUCGGGAACUUCUUAAAUAUUGGGAGAGUGAUGAGUUUGCGGCCAAAUCUGAAAAUGCAAAGAAGAUGAGAGCAUCUGAAAAGGGUGGUUGCCUUAAUGCUGUUGGAAGUAUAAGCACUGCUGAGCAUGUUCGACGCAUGACUAAGGAAUUAAAUAGACCACCACUUAUGACCGAGCUGGUUGCGAAGACUCGGAAAAAGAAAACAGGAGCUUUUGUUGACAAUCGUACACAAAAAGCUAUGGAUGAUUAUCAGGCAUUGCUUGUACAAUUUCUGACUGUUAAUCCUCAGUAUACUCCAAGACCGGGAGAGCUGCUUCAUCCGGAUGUGGAUUUUUAUCUUUGGAUUCUCGACGGGGAAGGAGGUUCACGUCCUGUAAUUUUAACAGAUGAACAGAGAGAAACCGUAAGACAAUUGGCGGUAAAUGAGGUGAGGCGUGAGGCGGCGGAACGUGAAGCGGCACUAAAAGCUCAAAUGGAGGCCCAAAUGAUGGCAAUGCGGAAUGAGCAUCAGCGGGAAAUGGAGGUCAUGGCAAAAAGACAAUCGAAUAUGGAGGCACAAAUGCGACAAUUUAUGCAAUCCUUUGGUGGAAACCAAAAUAUGGGGGGUUCUGCACCGACUGAUCAGGAAAAUCUAAAUGAGGAUGAGUUUCCCGACCCGGACUGA